This is a messenger RNA of Aspergillus homomorphus CBS 101889, 2959 nucleotides long. RefSeq names its product MIF4G-domain-containing protein. Gene Ontology annotation, molecular function: protein binding; RNA binding. The coding region runs from base 60 to 2774 and encodes 904 amino acids. The record is from RefSeq and is a predicted model, not a curated record. Gene Ontology annotation, cellular component: catalytic step 2 spliceosome. Gene Ontology annotation, biological process: mRNA splicing, via spliceosome. The transcript has a single exon. Lineage: Eukaryota; Fungi; Ascomycota; Eurotiomycetes; Eurotiales; Aspergillaceae.
GUUAUCCGCGGGUUCACCACCACUGUCGCGGUAAUCCUGCAGUCGACCGCGAAGAAAGAAUGACGGAUCCAGUCGUGUUGCAGUCUGCGGUGCGAGUGCCGACUCCACCCCCAGGCACCUCGGACUCCCCCAAAGCCUCAGCAUCGCGCAAACGCUCACCUCCCUCUCGAUCCCCUUCACCGAACCGUCGCCGCUCGCCACCCGGUGGCUCGCACGAUGACGGCCUCGAGGCGCCGCGCAUCGACCCGGCACGCGCUGUGGAACGAGAGCGUCAACUCGCGGAACGCGUGCGCCAACAUGAGAAGCAGGAAGCGGCCGCCAGAAAGCCGAUGACGGAAGAGGAGAAGCAAGCGGCCGCCAAAGCCGAGUACGAGAAGCUUUUGAAUAUGCGGUCUGGCGGCACUUAUAUCCCUCCCGCUCGACUCCGGGCGCUGCAGGCGCAGAUCACCGACAAGACCAGCAAGGAAUACCAGCGGAUGGCGUGGGAGGCGUUGAAGAAGUCGAUCAACGGUCUCAUCAACAAGGUCAACGUUUCCAACAUCAAGCACAUCGUCCCCGAACUGUUCGGCGAGAAUCUGGUGCGUGGUCGCGGUCUGUUCUGCAGGAGCAUCAUGAAGGCCCAGGCGGCCAGUUUGCCCUUCACACCGAUCUACGCUGCGAUGGCCGCGAUCGUCAACACCAAGUUGCCGCAGGUCGGAGAACUUCUGCUCAACCGGUUGAUUGUGCAGUUCCGGAAGGCCUUCAAGCGAAAUGACAAGGCGGUCUGCAUAUCCUCCACCACCUUCAUCGCCCAUCUGUGCAACCAACAGGUUGCCCACGAGAUGCUGGCCGCCCAGAUCCUCCUGCUCCUGCUCCACAAGCCCACAGACGACAGUGUCGAGAUUGCCGUUGGACUUACACGCGAAGUUGGUCAGCACUUGGAGGAAAUGAGCGGUCCCAUCGCCCUUGCGGUGUUCGACCAGUUCCGCAACAUUCUGCAUGAGGCGGAUAUCGAUAAGCGUGUGCAGUAUAUGAUCGAAGUGUUGUUCCAGGUUCGCAAGGACAGAUACAAGGAUAACCCGGCGAUCAAGGAGGAAUUGGACUUGAUCGAGGAAGAAGAUCAGAUUACACACCAGAUUGGCCUGGACGACGAGAUCGACACGCAGGAUGGGCUGAACAUCUUCAAGUACGAUGCGCAAUGGGAAGAGCACGAAGAGGCCUACAAGAGGUUGAAGGCGGAUAUCCUGGGCGAGGGCAGCGAGGAUGAGGAUGACGAGGACGAGGACGCUUCCGACGAGAGCUCGGAUGAGGAGUCGGAGGAAGAACGGAAGAUGGACAUCAAAGAUCAAACCAACGCAGACCUUGUCAACCUCCGGAGAACGAUCUACCUGACUAUCAUGUCUAGUAUAGAUUUCGAGGAAUGUUGCCACAAGCUGAUGAAGAUCUCGCUACCGACCGGGCUCGAGUCGGAGCUUCCGUCGAUGAUCAUCGAGUGCUGCUCGCAGGAGCGCACAUAUUCCAAAUUCUACGGCUUGAUCGGUGAGCGAUUCGCCAAGAUCAACCGUUUCUGGUCCGACCUGUUCGAAACCUCCUUUGCCAAAUACUACGAUACGAUCCAUCGAUACGAGACCAACCGACUACGGAACAUCGCUCGCUUCUUCGGCCACAUGAUUAGCACCGAUGCCAUCGGGUGGCAUGUGAUGUCAAUCAUCCACAUGAAUGAAGAAGAGACGACCUCCAGCAGCCGUAUCUUCAUCAAGAUCCUGUUCCAGGACUUGGGAGAGCAUAUGGGCCUGCCCAAGCUGCAAGAGCGCAUGAGAGACGAGAUUCUGCGCCCCAGCUUCGAGGGCCUGUUCCCGAUGGACAACCCUCGCAACACCCGUUUCGCGAUCAACUACUUCACCAGUAUCGGGAUGGGUAUGUUGACGGAAGACAUGCGCGAGCACUUGAAGAACCUCCCCAAGCCCGCGAUGCCUGCCCUGCCGCAACGCGGCGCAGACGCCGAGUCCGACGCCGAGUCCGUCUCUUCGCACCCUACCAGCUGCUCGACGUGCACUCCUCGCUCACGCUCACGCUCCCGUUCCCGCUCCUACUCCAACUCCCGUUCCCCUUCACCAGGCCGCGGCCGCAGACGCUCAGUCAGUCGGGGCCGAUCCUACAGCCGGUCGGUGUCUGGCUCGUCCCGUAGAAGCUACAGCUACACGCCGUCGCGGUCCAGGUCGCCGGCCCCCAAAAGCCGCCGACGCUCAGUGUCCUACAGUCGGUCUCGGUCUCGGACCCGGUCAGCGGCCCCGCGCAAACACUCGUCCGUGUCGCGGUCCCCGCCUCCUCGCCGGGUGCGGGAUCGAUCCUACGAUUCGCGUUCCCCUCGCCGCAGCGUGAGCCCCUACCCAACCCGACGAGCACGCUCGUUCUCCCGCUCGGUCACGCCGCCUCGCAGACAGGGCGGAGCAGCCCCUCCUCGCCGGGAUCGCAGCUACACCAGAUCACCAUCGCGGUCCGUGACCCCGCCACCGGUCCGUCGAGCGCCUGCAGCCCGCAGCGGGGCCCGGUAUUCCGAGUCACGAUCGCCGUCUCCUCCCCGCAGGCGGGUUGCCAGGAGCGUGUCUCGGUCUCGGACCCGGUCUGUGUCAGCCCGGCCGGCCGGCCGUCGUGGUCGCGAUGAGUCUCGGUCGCCGACACCCCCCGCACGAGCUGGCCGUCGGCGCUACUCAGAUUCCAGGUCCCCGUCGCGGUCUCCCGUCCGACGCCGGACAUCGCGUUCGCCGACCCCACCGCGCCGGGGCCGUGACUAGCGCACCGAAGAGCCCAAUCACGAUCGAAAGGAAGGACGAGUUGGGGAUGAACGCAAUCUGCAGUUGUGCUUACAGGAUGGUUUCGGUGGUGACGGCAUGGGCAAGGGUAUAUCAUAAUGGGUUCGGUUUUAGUAUCUAGUUCCAAGCGAUAAAACACAGUCAAGUCAGUUAGAUAGUUAGCCUAG